Molecule: messenger RNA, 1266 nt
Organism: Fomitopsis serialis
Lineage: Eukaryota; Fungi; Basidiomycota; Agaricomycetes; Polyporales; Fomitopsidaceae
Exons: 3
Coding region: 1-1266 (421 amino acids)
Source: RefSeq, a predicted model, not a curated record
AUGCUCAGGUUUGGCCUCUCUCCUUCCGUGCAGGAAGGCGAGCGGUUUGUGAGCCUCGAAUCGUCGAGUGCUAUCUCGCGGGAGCUCCACACCUUGCGACGGGAGAAUGUAGAGCUCCGCGAUAAGUAUGAUCAGCUUCGGCGGGACUUCCAGGAUCUGUGUGCGCACCUCGGUGUCGAAGGACCGGGUGGCUCCCGCAGCCAUCACGCUGUCCGGGCAAGCCGACAAUCCCAGGCCGAGGGUGUCGACAUCGGUGCAGGGAAUGAGAUCGAGGCGGGAGAGCGAUCCGAGCACUAUCCAUCGUUGUUCGACGAUGAUGUCAACAUGGAUGAUGACCCGGUAGUUCCCAGCACCGGCGUGACUUCUGGGCAACCCGAGACGGCCCAGGCCGAAGGUUUCUAUGUGGGGUCGGCGGAGUUACCGAAGAUGUCAGAGGGCUCCGGCGGGAGUCACUCGGGAAGUGUGACGCCUCAUUCUGAGACGGCGACUUCCCCACGACCUGUCCCCGAGAGCCCCGAUGUGUCCGGCGCAUCCGGGAAGUCACCGGGCAUUGCUGACGACGAGUCUGGGCAGGGUCAGCUGCCCGGUCAGGCUCAACAAACACCGGGUGAUGGAUCCGAGGACGCUCGCCUUGCGCUCGGACCAGAUCGCUUGAGCGUCACCCCGCCGCCGCAACCGUCCGAGGCACCUCCCCCACUUCCUGUUGCCCUCGGCGAGAUCUCGGGCGACACACCCAAUAGCGAUAGGGAAGAGGAAGGCGGGGUGGGUGCAUACAUUGAGCGGAACGUCAACGACUCUCAAAGAACCGUGCCCGAAUCCACCCAAGCAUCGAUCCCCGCAACGCCCGAUGCGGAGGCCGCAUGCGAGGACAUCUCACAUUCACAGAAUGUGAAGGUCCCAGGAACCGGUGCAAUCUCUGGCGACGCAUCGGGUGGGGCAACACCCCAGGACACCACAGUGCCGACUGCUACCACCGCGGAUCCCGCCCACGUCGACGACCCUCCCGAGUCAAGGGGUGAGGCAGAGGGUACAAACCCUCAGGUCACCAGCUUGGUCCAGUCGAAGUCGGCGGACGAGGGCAGCAGCCAGGAGACACCGUCGCAGUUGGCCCCUGGCGAGGAAACGGUCAGCGACCGGGCUCAGGGUAGCGGGUCGCCAACGCUCCCCGGGUGGACGACUUUGAACGAGGCGACUGUGCAGUCGGGCAGUGGACAAGAAGGGAAGGAAGUUGUGUAUCCGGCGGGGUCGGGCGCCGAGAAGUUGUAA